This is a messenger RNA of Lentinula edodes (shiitake mushroom), 417 nucleotides long. RefSeq names its product ribosomal protein L14 domain-containing protein. Gene Ontology annotation, molecular function: large ribosomal subunit rRNA binding; structural constituent of ribosome. The transcript has 5 exons. Gene Ontology annotation, cellular component: ribosome; cytosolic large ribosomal subunit. Bases 1 to 417 code for a protein of 138 amino acids. Gene Ontology annotation, biological process: translation. The record is from RefSeq and is a predicted model, not a curated record. NCBI's taxonomy places the organism in Eukaryota, Fungi, Basidiomycota, Agaricomycetes, Agaricales, Omphalotaceae.
AUGUCCAAACCCUCUCCUCCCGCCGGUACAAAAUUCAGACUAACGCUCGGUCUUCCCGUUGGCGCAGUUAUUAACUGUGCCGAUAACUCUGGCGCAAAAUCUCUGUUCCUCAUUGAGCCUUAUGGUUUUGGUGCCCACCUGAACCGUCUUCCCGACGCUGGUGUUGGCGACAUGGUUGUUGCAUCCGUGAAAAAGGGAAAGCCGGAAUUGAGGAAGAAGACCAUGCCAGCCAUUGUCAUCCGUCAACGAAAGGCCUGGAGACGGAGAGAUGGUGUUUUCCUCUACUUCGAGGACAAUGCUGGCGUUAUUGUUAACCCCAAGGGAGAAAUGAAGGGCUCUGCGAUAACAGGUCCCGUCGCAAAAGAAUGUGCGGAUCUUUGGCCGCGUAUUGCAUCUAAUGCUGGUACUGUGGUUUAG